GUGGUGGCCCGUCGUUCAGACUUGAAGCUAAUCGUGACAUCAGCUACUAUGGACUCCACAAAGUUCUCCACGUUCUUCGGCAACGUGCCUACUUUUACUAUCCCUGGCCGAACGUUCCCGGUUGAGACAUUCUUCGCUAAGAACGUCUGUGAAGAUUACGUCGAUGGCGCUGUGAAACAGGCUCUUCAAAUACAUCUGCAGCCGGAGGAAGGAGAUAUACUAAUCUUCAUGCCGGGUCAAGAAGACAUUGAGGUUACUUGUGAGGUACUGACGGAACGGCUAGCAGACUUGGACAGCGCGCCUCCCCUCACCGUGCUCCCAAUAUACUCCCAGCUGCCAGCUGACUUGCAGGCAAAGAUCUUCCAGCGCGCACCACCAGGCCAGAGGAAGUGCAUCGUUGCUACUAAUAUUGCUGAGACGUCACUGACGGUGGACGGCAUCAUGUAUGUGAUAGACAGCGGGUACUGCAAGCUCAAGGUCUACAAUCCAAGGAUUGGUAUGGAUGCUCUACAGAUCUACCCAGUAAGUCAAGCGAACGCCCGUCAGCGCGCGGGUCGCGCCGGUCGUACCGGUCCGGGCAAGGCAUUCUGUCUCUACACACAGAGACAGUACCAACAUGAACUGUUGUCCUCCACAGUGCCAGAGAUACAGAGAACCAAUCUCGCCAAUACUGUACUGUUGCUGAAAAGUUUGGGAGUGGAAGACCUCCUUGCUUUCCAUUUUAUGGAUCCACCACCACAGGACACAAUCCUGAAUUCAAUGUACCAGCUAUGGAUCCUGGGUGCACUAGACGGCACGGGAGCGCUCACCCCGCUCGGUCGACAGAUGGCAGAGUUCCCGCUGGACCCGCCGCAGUGUCACAUGCUCAUUGUCAGCGCUAAGAUGGGAUGCAGUGUAGAAGUACUUAUUAUUGUGUCCAUGCUGUCAGUACCGUCAGUAUUCUACCGGCCUCAAGGUCGCGAGGAGGAAGCUGACUCUGUGAAAGAGAAGUUCCAGGUGCCAGAGUCUGAUCACCUCACACUGCUGCAUCUGUACAACCAGUGGAAGGCUAACAAUUACUCGGGCCAGUGGUGCACAGAGCACUUCGUCCACGGUAAGGCGAUGCGCAAGGUGCGCGAGGUGAGACAACAACUGAAAGACAUCAUGCAACAACAGAGACUGCCACUCGUCUCCUGCGGGACUGACUGGGAUCUUGUACGCAAGUGUAUCUGCUCUGCUUACUUCCAACAAGCAGCUCGUCUGAAGGGUAUCGGGGAGUACGUGAACUGUCGUACUGGGAUGCCGUGUCACUUGCACCCGACUUCGGCUCUGUUCGGUCUGGGCAACUCGCCCGACUACGUGGUGUACUACGAGCUGAUGAUGACGACGAAGGAGUACAUGCACUGCGUCACUGCUGUAGACGGCAGGUGGCUCGCUGAACUGGGACCUAUGUUCUUUUCUGUUAAAGAAACUGGAAAAUCAAACCGCGACAAACGCAAAGAAGCCGCCGUACAUCUGCAGCGUAUGGAAGAAGAGAUGAAGCAAGCUGAACAGAAGAUGGCAGAAGAAAGGAAGAAGAAAGAAGAAGAUGUACCAGUAAAGCAGGAGAUAGCUACGCCAGGGCUCAACACUCCACGCAGAACUCCACAUAGAUUGGGACUAUAAGUUCGAGUGUCGAUAUUUUGUAUUUUUUAAAUCAAUAAAUAAAUGAACUUUUUAUGAAAAAUUGUGUUU
This is a messenger RNA of Spodoptera litura, 1713 nucleotides long. RefSeq names its product ATP-dependent RNA helicase l(1)G0007. The record is from RefSeq and is a predicted model, not a curated record. Gene Ontology annotation, cellular component: intracellular anatomical structure. Lineage: Eukaryota; Metazoa; Arthropoda; Insecta; Lepidoptera; Noctuidae. Gene Ontology annotation, molecular function: 3'-5' RNA helicase activity; RNA binding.